GAUGACGAAGGUGCCUUGGAUGACGAAGGUGGCCAGGAUGAUGAAGGUGCCUUGGAUGACGAAGGUGCCUUGACUGACGUAGGUGCCUUGGGAGACGAAGAUGGCCGGGACGACGAAGUUGUCUUGGAUGAGUUUCUCGUAAGAUAAUGGCAUCUUCUGUUCUGGAACCUUCGAUCAGGAAUUCUCGCAAGAUGUCCUCCGGUGUCGAUGCCGGAAACGAUCAAGAACCCGAGGCCUGGUCCGUCCAAGCAAUCGAGGAUGGUCACAGAAUCGGCAAUGGUUUCCCGGCACCGAUUCGUUCGACGCAGGUUGUGAGCGUCUACGAGGAGAUGGGUUGGAUUGGGUUGGGUGCAUCGUCGAUAAUGCAUAUUGUGUUUGUUAUAUGUUGAGUGUGUUUGUGGCAGGCCAAUCCGGCUUGUUGAAAAGAUUGAAAAGAUAAGAAACAAAUAGUAUAAAUCAUGUUACAUUGG
Pseudo-nitzschia multistriata is the source of this 470-nucleotide messenger RNA. NCBI's taxonomy places the organism in Eukaryota, Bacillariophyta, Bacillariophyceae, Bacillariales, Bacillariaceae. The record is from the annotation of a GenBank genome assembly.